AGUUGCAAGGGGUAGACUUUGCCAUAGAAUAGCUGCAAUUUCUAAUGUCCUACACCGCUUUGCGGGCCCUUUCUGCUGAAUUCCUUCUGAUACGAAUGGUUCUAAAACUGGAGCAUAGAAAUACAUUGUGGGGCAUUUCUAUUUUAGAUUGAAGUUGAUAUCCUUACUGCGAGCAACAAGUAUCCAGUUGUGAAAGGUCUUGCUGGGGGUAAGACUCUGCAAAGGACACAGAGGAUCUCCACAGUACCACUGCUAAGCAUGAAAGUUCACCUCCUUUUUUAAUAUUGUUAAUAUACUAAAUAACCAAACUCUACAAACUUGAAGGAGAUCGUUGAAUUGAUUGCAUGGGAAGUGGAAAUAGGAAUCUUGGCCAGUAUGACUGAAAUCACGACUGAAGGUCAUCCGGUAAACACCGCUGGAUUUGAUGACAAGAAUGGAGCUGUUCCAACGCCAAUGGCAAAGAUGUCGAAAAAAUCUGUGUCUGAUGACCUGGCUACAACUUUCAGCUCUCCAGCAGCAUGGUUCCUAGUCGUGGCUUUGAUUGUAACUUGGUCAGCAGUGGCUAUUGUUAUGUUUGACUUGAUAGACUACAAGAGCCUUGUCGCUGACAUAGAUCCUGCCUAUUCUCUGUACUGUGAUGAAGCCUGUUUGCCACCUGGGAAGCAACAAGCUGGUGUCGGCAAAGUCCUAAAGGAAGCACAGAGUCCAAGAGGAGGUUUUAAAGAGUUAAGCUCAGAUCCUGUGAAAGUCAUAGAUGAGGCUGUGGAGGAUACCUCAAAUUGGAUCAAUGGUUUUAUAUCUUUACUGUCUGAUACAUUAUCAACAACAGAUGACGAUGUGGAUGAAGGUGAAAUUAAACCUCAGACAAAAAAGAAAGCAGUUCUUCACCCCCCAGCUAAACGAAAAGGUGAAGCUCAUCCGCCAUCUAAAAGAAAAGCUCCACCACCAGAGACUAAAAGACUGAAACUUGAAAAGAAGACUAAAAUAAAAGAAGUGAGACAAAAAGCUCCAUUGAAAGUGGAUAAAAAAGUUAAAGUAUUAAAAGUUAAAGUAUCUAAAGUUGAAGAAAAAGUGAAGAAACAACUCAAAGGCAUAAAGGUGAAGAAAAGGGAGGAGAAAGUUAAGAAACCUGAAAAGAAAACUAAAGAUGAGAUCAAAGUGAGGCCAAAAAUCGAAGUAAAGAAAGAAGAUGUGAAACCCAAGAUCAAGAAAGAACAGAGAGGUAAAAAGAAAGAACAGGAGCCCAGUGUCCGGAAGUCUGAGAAGGCAAGCAAGAAAGAAGUAAAAGUGAAAGUUAUCAAAGAAGUGACGCAAAAAUCAAAGGAUAAAGAUCAAUAUCAGUUCUGUCGUUAUGUGAUUGACAUGUACACUCUUGGGAAUAUUUAUCCAGGCCAUCCAGCAGCUCCUGCAGUCACUCCAGCUCCAGAACUUGUAAAACCUCCUGCAAAGAAAUCUGCCACUAAGAAACCUUCUGGAUCUUCUGUUAAAGAGGAGAAGGACAUUGUUACUGUGAUCAAGCAUGAAGAGAUUGAAAAACCAGAAAAGGUUUCCAAUUUAAAAGAAGCUUCUUCAUCACAAACACCAAAACCAGAACCAGAAAAGGUUUCCAAGUUAAAAGCUUCUCCAUCACAAACACCAAAACCAGUAGAGAAAGGAAAGCCUCGAACUGCAAAAUUAGCAGCAAAACCAGUUAAAGAAAAGCCAAUUACUCCUUCAAAAGAAAUGGCAAAGAAGAAAUUGUCUCCUCCUGCUCUCAAAGAAACAAAAGUUGAACAGAAUGAUGUUGAUCAGGCCACCAAAAAAGCUACUAUGAUGAAACGCAAAACGGCACCUGCUGCACCAGUGAAAGAAACUAAAAAGAUCAAAACUGAAACAGCAGUGAAACCAUCAAAAGAUUUGAAAGCAGAGAAAGUAAAGAAACAGAAACCCACUGUUGCUGCCUCUGUUGAAAAAGAGAAAGUAAAGAAACAGAAACCCACCGUUGCUGCCUUUGUUGAAAAAGAGAAAGUAAAGAAACAGAAACCCACCGUUGCUGCCUUUGUUGAAAAAGAGAAAGUAAAGAAACAGAAACCCACCGUUGCUGCCUCUGUUGAAAAAGAAAAAGUGAAAAAACAGAAGUCAGCUGCAGCUGGGAAAGCUAAUCUUACAAAAGAGAAACCUUUGGAAAAAAAGAAGAAGCCUAUAAUAUCAACAAAAGUUAAACCUACUAAAAAAGAAGUCUCAGUUAAACCUACUAAAAAAGAAUUCUCAGCUAAGUCUACAAAAGAGAAAGUAAAAGAACCAAUGAAGCAGAAACCUGCAGCUCCUGAUGCAACAAAAAAAGAACCGCAGAAGCAGAACUCCACAGCUUCAGAUACAGCAAAGAAAGAAAUAAUAAAAGAAGAGCAUAGAAAACUUUCAACCAAACCAAAGGAGAAAGAAAUUGAAAAAGAAAAGCAGAAAAAACCUUCAACCAAACCAAAGGAGAAAGAAAUUAAAAAAGAAAAGCAGGGAAAACCUUCAACCAAACCAAAGGAGAAAGAAAUUAAAAAAGAAAAGCAGGGAAAACCUUCAACCAAACCAAAGGAGAAAGAAAUUAAAAAAGAAAAGCAGGGAAAACCUUCAACCAAACCAAAGGAGAAAGAAAUUAAAAAAGAAAAGCAGAGAAAACCUUCAACCAAACCAGAGGAGAAAGAAAUUAAAGAAGAAAAGCAGAUAAAACCUUCAACCAAACCAAAGGAGAAAGAAAUUAAAGAAGAAAAGCAGAGAAAACCUGCAACCGAACCAAAGGAGAAAGAAAUCAAAAUAGAAAAGCAGAGAAAACCUUCACUCAAACCAAAGGAGAAAGAAAUUAAGAAAGAGAGAAAACCUUCAACCAAAUUAAAGGAGAAAGAAAUUAAAAUAGGAAAGCAGAGAAAACCUUCAACCAAACCAAAGGAGAAAGAAAUUAAAAAAGAAAAGCAGAAAAAACCUUCAAUCAAACCAAAGGAGAAAGAAAUUAAAAAAGAAAAACAGAAAAAACCUUCAACCAAACCAAAGGAGAAAGAAAUUGAAAAAGAAAAGCAGAAAAAACCUUCAACCAAACCAAAGGAGAAAGAAAUUAAAAAAGAAAAACAGAAAAAACCUUCAACCAAACCAAAGGAGAAAGGUAAUUGGGUCUAUUAUGCAACUGUGGAACGAAAAUUACUAAGAUUUAAGUUUAUGAACAAACCAAAUUCCCCUGAAAAUGAAAUUAAAAAGGAAAAGCAGAAAAAACCUUCAAUCAAACCAAAGGAGAAAGAAAUUAAAAAAGAAAAGCAGAAAAAACCUUCAGCCAAACCAAAGGAGAAAGGAAUUAAAAAAGAAAAGCUGAAAAAACCUUCAAUCAAACCAAAGGAGAAAGAGCAAGGAAAGCUGAAAAAAGUAAAAUCUGCUACAAUAGCUACAACUAAAGAGGCUGAAACCAUGAAGCAAAUGAAGCCAAAACCUACGGAAAAAGCCAAAAAGCCAAAAGUAAAGAAGGCUGACACUGUGAAACAAGUGAAACCAAAGCCUGCAAAGAAAGCAGGAAAGCCUAAAGUCACAAAGGCAGAACCUGCGAAGCAAGUGAAACGGAAGCCCGAAAAGAAAGCAGAACAACCUAAAGUGACAAAGGCAGAAACGAUAAAGAAAGUGAAACAAAAAACUGCAGAGAAAGAGACCAAAACCAUGAAGCAAAAGAAACCAAAACCUACAACAAGAGAGACAGAAAAAAUAAAGCAAAUGAAACCGAAAUCUCGAGGAAAAGAGGCAGAAAAAAUAAAGCAAGUGAAACCAAAACCUCAAGUAAAAGAUAUUGUGAAGCAAGCGAAAUCAGUAUCUGCAGAGAAAGAUAAACUCUCUACAGUCAAAGCUGCAAGUACCAAGACUGCAGCUGAAACAGAGAAAGCUGCUGUUGCAAAGCCAGCAAAGACUAAACCUGCAAAACAUGAAGGUCCUCCACGCUUCUUCCAGUGCGUUUUCCUUGAUGGUCCCAAUGGAUAUGGGCCAAUGUCAAAUGGUCUUCAAAGCCUCAUUGCGACCAAAAGUCACACCAGGCAGAGUGGGGAAUCUGAGAGGAAGCUCAGGUCUCCUGGACAUUAGGUGAAUGGAUGAUGAGAUUACAUGGAAAACUAUUCUGCACGUUACGUGCCGGAACUUUCAGUCCUCCUGGUCUGCCUUCGUUUGGAGAGCUGCGAACACAGGGAGCACUGAGAAGAACAAAACACUUUACUGUUGAUUGCACCUGCAAAAUAAAACAGGAAAGAUGACCGGUUUGAAUGGAACUCAACCUUAUUCAGGGUUGUAAAACUGAAAUAUCUAAUACUAUCAACUUAAUGCUGUGGCACCAUUAAAUUACUCCUAACAACAUGUGCACUGCUGACACACAAUGCUGCCACACACCUGCAUUGUCUCCUGUACAAUGCAACACAAGCCCUUUGCAAAUGUCCAGGAUGCAUUGGAUUCCUGGCUUAAAAUUGCUUUACAAAUGCUUAUAAAUACACUUCUGCACUUCUGUAAGCGUGAGUCAUUCAACUCAACUCUCUUUGUAAUGAAGAAUAAUGAUUGCCUAGGUAAUGAUUUUCGAUUCUCCUGAAAUCAUGAAAAUUUAAGUUCUUAUGUCUUGCGGUGAAUACUUUUUCAGAAUAUUUGUUUGCCUGCAUCAGUUGUUGUGGCUUUUGUCUAUGUAUUCUGAACAUUAACAUCACCACAGUGCCUCCUUCAGAGAAACAAGGCAGUAUUCUGUGUGGUGUACAGAUUGUGAAGCAUUUUCGAUAAUCUUUAUACUAUGACACAAAUGCCAACGGGCAGUGAAGGUGCCCAUCCAAAUUUUCAAUAUGACAGAAGUGUUGACAGUAUGCUCUGAAGCAUUAGUUCCAAAGUAGAAAUUGUCGGGAAACAGAUUGUUUUUUAUGUCACUAAUUGCCCUUCAGCAUUCAAAAAUACUGCUGUGAUUAACUGCCAGCUUGAAACCUUCAUAGAGAGCAGAUGCACUCAGUAAUUUACUGUCAAGCUUGUCUUAUAGAAACCUUUAAUGUAUCUCUUGUGUCAGUGCAUGGCUUUUUGGGAGUAGCUUCCCUUUCUGCUCCCAGCUUUUGUAACUGUAAUUUUAUAACAUGCUAUGAUAAUUUGGGAUGAAAUUUACCAGUUAUUCAACAGCUACUGUGUGGCUUUAACUAUUUUUCAAGCAUGUGAUUUUUUUUUGAAGAGAAAUUUCACAGACUAGUUUUGGGCGAAUGCUGAGGAAAUACUUGAGGGAAAAGUGUGUGAAGUGUGGAAGUCCAUGGCUUUAAGUGGUUUGUGUGUUCUUAUUCCUGAACACCAACAGGAGUUUCAUGAGAAAAUGCAAGUAUAUGGUAAUUGCAUUUGACUUUAAUGCAGUGAAUGGUUUGAAAUGUGCCCUCUUUCUUCCACCUUGUAUCUAGUAAAAGUUACUACAAAGCCAGCAGGAUUCAAGAGCAAAGGUGCCACCAAUGUGAUGGCAUUUAUUGUUCCGAUGGGUGCUAAUAUAUAUAUGCAUUAGGUGCUUUGGUAUUCCUAAUAAAGCAUUUGUUUUUUUAAACAAAA
Messenger RNA from Amblyraja radiata (thorny skate), 5544 nucleotides. It is a transcript of the gene trdn, whose product is annotated as triadin. The transcript is spliced from 71 exons. Gene Ontology annotation, cellular component: sarcoplasmic reticulum; membrane. Bases 376 to 4080 code for a protein of 1234 amino acids. Gene Ontology annotation, molecular function: signaling receptor binding. NCBI's taxonomy places the organism in Eukaryota, Metazoa, Chordata, Chondrichthyes, Rajiformes, Rajidae. The record is from RefSeq and is a predicted model, not a curated record.